This is a messenger RNA of Anarrhichthys ocellatus (wolf-eel), 1716 nucleotides long. It is a transcript of the gene acat2, whose product is annotated as acetyl-CoA acetyltransferase 2. Bases 142 to 1329 code for a protein of 395 amino acids. Lineage: Eukaryota; Metazoa; Chordata; Actinopteri; Perciformes; Anarhichadidae. The transcript is spliced from 9 exons. Gene Ontology annotation, molecular function: acyltransferase activity, transferring groups other than amino-acyl groups. The record is from RefSeq and is a predicted model, not a curated record.
UCCAGCAGUUACACACGUCCUAGUCAGAGCAGGUUUGAAGUGGUCACAACAGUCAAGAGAGCGAAGUUCAGUCAGUGUUGACGCGACAGACAACAACUAUUGCAAAGCGAGCGCUCCAGCUUCAACCAGCCGUCCAUCAAAAUGAACACCGAGCCUGUGGUCGUGGUCUCUGCCGCGCGCACACCAAUAGGAUCCUUGAACGGUGCUCUGUCCACAGUGCCUCUGCCUGACCUCUGUUCAGUGGUGAUCAAGGAUGUCCUGAAGCGGGCCGGGGUGAAGCCAGAGGAGGUCUCCGAGGUUAUCAUGGGACACGUCCUAACAGCAGGUCAGGGGCAGAACCCGGCGCGUCUGGCCAGCGUUGGGGCAGGCAUCCCCUACCCGGUCCCGGCUUGGAGCUGCCAGAUGGUGUGCGGCUCUGGGCUGAAGGCUGUGUGUCUGGGAGCUCAGUCCAUCCAGACGGGAGAGUCUACUGUGGUGGUGGCGGGGGGCAUGGAGAGUAUGAGCAGGGCUCCUCACGUGCUGCAAAUGAGAACAGGAGUAAAGAUGGGCGACGCCUCCCUGCAAGACUCCAUGGUGGCAGACGGCCUGACGGACGCCUUCCACGGCUACCACAUGGGCAUCACAGCUGAGAACGUGGCGAAGCAGUGGGAAGUCAGCCGGGAGGAGCAGGACCUGUUCGCCGUCCAGUCGCAGAACAAAACGGAGGCGGCACAGAAAGCAGGACAUUUCGAUCAAGAGAUUGUCCCCGUCAUGGUGUCCUCCAGAAAAGGUCCCGUGGAGGUGAAGGUGGAUGAGUUUCCUCGCCACGGCAGCAACAUGGACGGCAUGUCCAAACUCAGACCCUGCUUCAUCAAGCACAGCAGCGGCACCGUCACCCCCGGGAACUCCUCAGGUGUCAAUGAUGGAGCAGCAGCCACCGUCCUGAUGAGCCAAUCAGAGGCUGCGAAACGUGGCCUAAAACCCAUGGCCAGAAUCGUAUGUUGGGCUCAAGCUGGCCUUGACCCGUCUAUCAUGGGAACUGGACCAAUACCAGCCAUCAGGAAGGCGGUUGAAAAGGCAGGCUGGCAGCUGGACCAAGUUGACUUAUUUGAGAUCAACGAAGCAUUUUCUUCCCCGUCGAUUGUUGUGGCUAAGGAGCUUGGCCUGAAUUUAGACAAGGUGAACGUGAGCGGUGGCGCCAUCUCUCUUGGCCAUCCCAUCGGCAUGUCUGGCUGCAGAGUGCUGGUGACCUUGUUGCACGCUCUUCAGAGGACUGGAGGCCAUAGGGGCGUGGCCUCUCUCUGCAUCGGAGGAGGGAUGGGUAUCGCCAUGUGCGUGGAGACGGUCUGAGAGGAAAACCUAAUGCUGCUUCAUUGAUUGCAUUCGAUCUCAUCUUUAUGUAUAAGGGAUACUUAAUCGUUUACACUGCGGGACACGAUAUAAAGUGGCUUACCUGGGUACUUCAAUUACUGGGUAAACGUGAUAAGAGUUGUAAUUUCGUCUUAUUUAACAAUAGCUUGCCAUUCUCACUGAACUUAAAUGAACCCUUCCUCAGGUUAUAGUUGUGUAGCAUGCGAUUUAAAAUGUCUAAAUACCGUAAAUCUAGUGAAUACCAACUGCUUUAACAUGUUCUGCAGCAACUGUGACUAAGUGGAGAGCAAGGCCGUCCUUCAAUCAGCGGAUCGGUGGUUCGAUCCCUGGCUCUGCUAGUCGCAUGUCGAUGUGUCCAUGAGCAAG